AUGGAAACAGCGGAUGCGCCGUCAGCAUACGGAACAUCACCCCAACUCCCGACAAUCCCACAAGAACCUGAGGCGCUAUCAUACCCACCUUCACCACCGUCAAACGCGCAUCAAGAACAUCCAACACCACCCUCACCACCAACCUCCCCACCCCUCAUCGUCAUCCACCCCGCCCCAGAACCCACCCCACCCACCUCACCAACCUCGCCUUUCCCAGAAAGUCUCCCACCGCGCCCCCAACCCGCACAAAACGGAACCCUCAUAUCCCGCCUCUUCAAGCGCGCACCCGCCCACCCCGAUGACAUAGAGCUCGGUCCGCUUCCUCAGUCUCACCCACAAGAGACUCCUGUUACGGACGCGGAGAAGGAACGAGAGUACAGGAGGAAGAAGGUGUUGUUCAUUUAUAUGAUUUGGGGAGUGCUUCUCGUGCUUGCGAUAUGCGGGAUGGUGGUUGGAGCGCAGAUGUAUAGGGGGAAGGUUGGUGAUGAGGGUGGUGGUGAGAAGGUUAAUAACUUUGAGGUUGUUGAUGAGAGUGGGGAGGUCCUGCGCAAAGACUACGGCAUCUACACUGCUAUCUCCUACGCCGCAAGGCCUGUUACCCUACGUAAGACAGAUUAUAACGAGGACCUCGACAGCUUCUACGACUAUAAUUACGGCGACUUCAACGACGAUGAGAAUAGUUCCAAUCAAUACAAUCACUUCUACGGCCGACACAACACCUACAAGUCCAGCAAGUUCAACAAGGUCGCAUCCGUUCCACCCAAUCCGCCCACCAUGUCCUACGAGCAUCAUUUGCGCCACUACAAAGUAAACCCCGACACAUUUUCCCGCGCUGUCCGGUCCAUCGUCUGCUUAGUCUUCAUAACCGCCUUAGUCCUGGUAACAUCGCUCUUACCAGAGACAACAAUCUCCUCAGUCAAACUCAUGGGCUUCCUGCUGGUCAAGACUGCACUAAUUUUGCUCAACAUAGCUAUUUUCCUGCUCAAGAUUAGCUGCAAAAUCUUGUUCCAUCUUAUAUUAGCGGUCGUGUUCAGAAGGUGA
Alternaria triticimaculans is the source of this 1041-nucleotide messenger RNA. RefSeq lists its product as uncharacterized. The record is from RefSeq and is a predicted model, not a curated record. The coding region runs from base 1 to 1041 and encodes 346 amino acids. Lineage: Eukaryota; Fungi; Ascomycota; Dothideomycetes; Pleosporales; Pleosporaceae. The transcript has 4 exons.